Molecule: messenger RNA, 1253 nt
Organism: Salvelinus sp. IW2-2015
Lineage: Eukaryota; Metazoa; Chordata; Actinopteri; Salmoniformes; Salmonidae
Product: small COPII coat GTPase SAR1A
Biological process (GO): endoplasmic reticulum to Golgi vesicle-mediated transport; membrane organization; intracellular protein transport
Cellular component (GO): COPII vesicle coat; endoplasmic reticulum exit site
Molecular function (GO): GTP binding; GTPase activity
Source: RefSeq, a predicted model, not a curated record
AGAACAGCCAUUGCUGUGUCGUGGCUCUGUAACAAAACACGAAGGUGGAGAGGAAGACGCGAAUUGCGGACUCUCAUUUCACCAGAAGGCAGAUUUUCAUGAUUUUAAGAGAAAACAUAUUUACUCAAUUGAAAUACACUUAGAUAGCUAACGGGAUUCACCAGCUCCGGAUAUGUCCUUCAUAUUUGAUUGGAUUUAUAGUGGUUUCAGUAGCGUACUGCAGUUUUUAGGACUGUACAAGAAAUCGGGCAAGUUAGUAUUUCUUGGACUGGACAAUGCUGGCAAGACAACGCUACUGCACAUGCUCAAAGAUGACAGAUUGGGACAGCAUGUGCCAACUUUACAUCCAACCUCGGAAGAGCUGACGAUUGCUGGCAUGACCUUCACCACCUUUGACCUUGGAGGCCAUGCACAAGCUCGCAGAGUGUGGAAAAACUACCUCCCCGCCAUCAACGGCAUCGUCUUCCUUGUGGAUUGCUUGGACAUCCCGAGAUUGGCCGAGUCCAAAACAGAACUUGAUGCACUAAUGACAGAUGAGACCAUUGGAAACGUGCCCAUCCUGGUCCUUGGCAACAAGAUUGACAGAAACGAAGCCGUCAGCGAGGAGAAACUGCGUGAGAUGUUUGGAUUGUAUGGACAGACAACAGGCAAGGGCAACAUUCCCAUGAAGGAGUUGAACACGAGACCACUGGAGUUGUUCAUGUGCAGCGUGCUGAAGAGGCAGGGCUACGGGGAGGGCUUCCGCUGGCUCUCCCAGUACAUCGACUAGAACCCCGGCAGCAGGAGGCGCUAUAGGGAGACUCUCCACUUCUACCACCACCGCCACCACACUCAGUCCCAUGUUUGAUUUAUAAAGUCUGCCUCCACUAUCAGAAAAAAACAGUACAACUUGAACCCAAUAGACUUUUAUUGGUCUCRGGAAUUUUUUUGUGUGGCUUUUUUUCUUCCUUUACUCUCUUUUUCUAAGAGAAUUAACAUAGCAUUGAUUCUGCAGAAGCGUUGAAAAAAAUUCUAACUGAUGAAUCUUUUCUAUUUUGUUUCAGUCUUUUCACCUCCCCCGUGACAUCUGUUGGUGUGAUAAAUGCAUUCUAACUCUAAAUCUGUAAAUUAAUCUAAUGGUAUAGGCCCAUCGUACCCUUCCGACACAUUUUGAGCAGUGAGACAGAGCUGAGUAGUUGUACACGUCGCAAUACAUAUUUUUUUGAAACUUGAAAGACAACAUGCAGAUGUGACUCGUGUUUAAUCAUGUUUCA